Molecule: messenger RNA, 3600 nt
Organism: Serpula lacrymans var. lacrymans S7.9
Lineage: Eukaryota; Fungi; Basidiomycota; Agaricomycetes; Boletales; Serpulaceae
Exons: 8
Coding region: 1-3600 (1199 amino acids)
Molecular function (GO): protein binding
Source: RefSeq, a predicted model, not a curated record
AUGUCCUCAUCGCCCACAGCCGCGAUGGAUUCGCGUUCGUCUUCACCCGCAACGCCAGACUCACCAGACGGCAUACAUCCUGUUGCCAUACACCAUGACAAUGAAUUUUCCUCUUGGUAUCAUUCCUUACGUCCCGGGAAGAGCUUUCCAGAGCUCAGCGCAUGGGACGAAGCUUCACACUGUCUCGCCGUCGCAAAGUCCGAAGAGGAGCGCAUGCUUCAGCUCGAUGAUUUGAUCGACGAACACGCAUACGACGACCCUUCGUUGUCUGGCAUGGAGGCUUUGUUCCCACAUACGCGCCCUUUCGCUACUGGUAUAAAGUCUCAAUCAAACGGUCAUGCGCCUGCACCCCAAACCCCGGCUCCGACUGCGCCUCUCAUGGAGUCUGAUUUCAUGGUGUCAUCGCAAGGUCAGGUAUCUUGCACUAAGCCAAUUCCUCCUCCAGCAGUCAGACCUCGCAAGCGAGAUCCUUCUACUACCCCGCAUAGAGUGGUAUAUCCCGCAAAGGACUCAUGCCAUAAUCUUUCCAUAAUGACACCAAAUAUCCCCGAAAGCGGCACAAAAUCUCGUGUCGAGACUCAGGUCCGUGUUACGAUUGACUUGGCCCAUGGUAGCUCGUCGUCUGGAGAGGCGUUCAAAUACGAUAGGGUGGGUACCUGGAAAUGGCUCAAGUUACCACCAGGCACUUCCACGAAGAAACGUACUCGAAAAGAGGGCAAAAUCGAUCCUGCGCCUUUAGAUAUUCUUCAUCUUACAGCGGCAGUGACUUGUGCGUCACCGCCUUUUAGUCGUGUAGUGAGCUGUGCUAGCUGUCAAGCCCGUGAAGCCAAACGCGUUGCAAAGAAACUUGCUGCCCGCGUUAGGCCCGCUCGGUCAGAUUCAGACUCGCCCGAGGAUGGAGCGGACCACCCCAAAGGCUCUAAAGAGGACACAACAAGCAUUAUCCAGUUUAACUGCCCCGAGGUAUUAGAUUUUGCUUCGGGCUCCGCCGUACUACCCGUACGCAUCACAUGUUACUGUAGGCAUCAUCGCGAGAAGAUUGGUUUUCAUGUUCACUUCACCAUGAUGGAUCACAGUGGUCGCGUUAUUGGAACAGGAACUUCCCCGCCUAUCAUGAUAACUGAUGACCACAAGAGCACGCAAAAACAAGGUGUAUCUGGUUUCCCAGAUGAGGUAGACUGGUCUCAGUAUAUACAGGCCGGAGAGCCCGUGGAACCGUGUGCUCCCUCUAAACGCAAAACGCAAAAUAAGAAAGGCCAAUCUAAGAAGCGCCCUAAACCUUAUGACGCCGCGAGUCGAAGUAAUUCUGCAAGAUUCUCGAGGGAGGCUAGCGUUGGUAGCUUUUCCUCGCCCGUCAAUUCGCCAUCCACCGUACCUAACACAAGGUCGCCCACUCCUUCACAUCCUCCACAUUCUUUGGCUUCUAUUCAGCCUCUCUCUCAAAUCGAAUGUAUAUCUGUAGCAACCAUUCCUCAAGAACAAGAAAUUACAUCUACUACCCAGCACAGCACACUGGCCGGAGAAAUGGAUUUGAAUGAUGCGUUCGGAGUUGCUGACAUCAAUAUGCUUGGACCGCCGGAAGCGAAGGAUAUAGCCUCUUCUUCUGCAGACCAGCUGUCUUCUCCAGUGUCCGGUACUCUGGCAUCCCCUAUUCCUACACCUGUUCCACCAUCGGCUGACCUCAUGUCUGACCUGGUCCCUUCCCAAGCAAUGCCAUUCAUGUUUUUCAACCCCGGUUCGCCUUCAAUGACAUCGGUUCCACUCCCUAAGAUUCAUCGUCUCAUCCCUGCCUCAGGCCCCACUCACGGCGGUAUUGAAGUUACUGUCCUUGGCGAGAAUUUUCACCCAGCGGUUCAAUUGAAUUGCAUAUUUGGAGAUGCAGUGGCGAGCUUCACGCAACGUUGGAGUGAUAAUACUCUUGUAUGUGUAUUACCUCCUAGAUCAUCUCCAGGUGUAGUCGCUGUAUGGUUUGAAGGUGUUGAAAAAGAUAAUACCCUCCCUUCAUUGUUCACUUACACCGACGAAUCGGACCGAGCACUCAUGGAACUGGCUCUCCAGGUCGUAGGCCUCAAAAUGACGGGCAAAAUUGAAGAUGCCAAAAACGUGGCCUUACGCAUCGUCGGAACUACGGGCACCGAGGACUCUCAAAGCAGACCUGAAGCCAGCACCGCCAUGCAGGUUGCAUCGUCGUCUCCAUCAUUCAGAGAUAUCCGCCCUCUUCUCUUAAUCCGUACAGGGGAAGAAACUGACUAUGAAUCUGUGAUCGUCAAGUUUCUUAAUAUGCUUGACGUGGCUGUGGACAAUAAAUCAGACAUUCCAAUGUCUGCUGCUAUCUCACACACCACCACAAGUGGGCAAACUCUUCUUCAUCUUGCCGCAUUCCUUGGAUUUUCCACUUUGGUGGAGUUCUUGUUGAGGCACAACAUCGACCUAGACGUUCGUGAUCGAAACGGAUAUACAGCCUUGCACUUUGCUGUUACAGCACGUUCGAAGGCUUGCGUAAAACUGUUGGUCGACGCUGGUGCUGACCUUGAGAUCGUGAACGUACUAGGAAAGACUCCAGAGGAAAUAGCACCAACUGGCUUCUUUGCCGACAUCAUCUCGUCUGAAUCAGAGCAGUCUUAUGAAGCUGACGAUGACGAUGACGGAGAAUCUCGAUGGGGAGACGUGGAAACGGAAGAUGAAACCCAUGAGGUAACCGUCAAGCGACGCGUCACGGAUCGCAUUUCUCGUCGCCGAGUGGAUGAUUCUAGUCAACAAGCUGAGAGAAAACAAACACCCGAAAUUCCUCGUAUGGAUACUUCUCAAGGUGAUCUUGACACUUCCUCUGACAUCAAGAAGCCAAAAGACGUUGAAGGUGAUGAAAAACAUACUGCAUCCUUCGUCGAUAUGAUUCAGCGCACAUUGGCACAGCUUCAUGCUCCUCAAGGAAUCAUCCCAAAUAUGCCUCAGCUUCCAUUACCUCAUCUGCCUGAGAUGCCCACUGUCCCAUGGGCUGCGCUUCCUCAGAUUCCCAUGGUGUUCCCUGUUUUUGUGCCGAUGCCUGCAUGGCCAUCCUUCCUGACAGACAAACGGGACGAACAGCAGGAAUAUAUUCAGGGCGAAGAUGCUGUUAGACCGACGGGGUCUGCUACUAUGCGUGCUGCUCAAGAAUGGCGAGCUACAUGGGAGAAAUGGACCGCUCUUGCUAUCGCAACUGCUACCAUGCGCCAACAACAGAAUGUAGAGGAGGCACCUCCCAUGUACACACCAAGAGAAAACUCCGAGGAUGACCAGCCUUCACAACAACAUGCAUCAUCAUCUGUCUCUGACGGCGAGGCGUCUAAUCCACCCAAUCGACCUUCUAAUACAGCAGACAGGCCAUCCAGACGGGUUGGGUAUGAAAAUUUACAGAUUGCGGACCAAGAGGUGAAUGCUUAUGGCUACAGGCCAACGAAGGCUCAGUCACAGAAAUUAAAGAAGAAACACGACCGUAUGCUUGUCCUGUUCUGGCUUCCUAUUCUCCUCAUUUCGUUACUUUGGGCUUUACAUAACGGAGUACGCUUUGCAUUGCAGGCAAUAAAGACUACCCUUUCAUUGAGAUCGGGAGUCCAUGCUUGA